GUUCUUUCCAUGGGCAUCGAUAUAUAUUGCAAAUUCUGAUCCGCCGUCCAGAACAACUCUUUCCUUACGAACACCCCAUUCUCAAUUUCCGGUCCGAAUUUAAAAAAAAAAAAAUUCAAUUUUGUUCAAUCUAUUCUCUUCGAAAUCAAUUGAUUCAAUUUUGAUGAAUUCAUCGUAAUUGAUACGGAAAUCCGGUCGAUCUCGUCUUCUUCGUUCUCGAGCUAAUCGGAUUUGUUUUUUUUGCUGAUUUAAUAGACUUUGCUGUUGAAAUGGCAUCAACAGCUGGAGCUCCGCAAUGGUUGAGGGGAAUAGUUAAAGCUGUUCCAUCUGGCGACAGCCUGGUCAUAAUGGGGAACACCAAGACUGGAAUUCCCCAAGAGAAGACUAUCACUUUGUCAUCCCUAAUGGCUCCUAAGUUGGCCCCCCGCAGAGGAGGUUCUGAUGAGCCGUUCGCGUGGGAGAGCAGAGAAUAUUUGAGGAAACUUUCUAUUGGAAAGGAGGUGACAUUCAGAGUGGAUUACGCUGUACCUGCUAUCAAUAGGGAAUUUGGCUCUGUUUUCCUUGACAACAAGAAUGUGGCUUCCCUUGUUGUUGCUGCAGGCUGGGCAAGGGUUAGGGACCAAGGUCAGCAGAAAGGAGACGUCAGUCCUUACUUGGCAGAAUUGCUACGUCUUGAAGAACAGGCCAAACAGCAAGGCCUUGGUCGUUGGAACAGGGAACCAGGUGCUUCUGAGGCCGCCAUUAGGGACCUGCCGCCUUCCGCUGUCGGGGAUGGUGGUAAUUUUGAUGCUAUGGCUCUUUUGGACGCUAAGAAAGGUAGCCCCUUGGAGGCUAUUGUGGACCAGGUUCGUGAUGGAAGCACCAUUCGUGUUUAUUUGCUUCCGGAAUUUCAGCAUGUCCAAGUGUUCGUCGCAGGGAUUCAGGCUCCAUCUGCUGGCAGAAGGGCUGCAGCGGAAUCUGUUAUUGCUACAGAGUCGCCUUCUGGUGAACAAAAUGGAGAUUCCACCACUGAAGUUCGUGGUCCACUAACAUCUGCACAGAGACUUGCUGCUGGGACAGGAAAUAUGGUUGAAGUUCCCGCAGAUCCAUAUGGGAGAGAAGCAAAACAUUUCACAGAGAUUCGUGUAUUGCACAGAGAUGUCAGGAUUGUAUUGGAGGGUGUUGAUAAAUUCAGCAAUUUGACGGGCUCUGUCUAUUAUCCUGAUGGAGAAUCAGCAAAGGACUUGGCAUUUGAGCUUGUUGAAAAUGGUUUGGCUAAAUAUGUGGAGUGGAGCGCAAGCUUGCUAGAAGAUGAUGCUAGACGGAAGUUGAAGACUGCUGAACUUCAAGCAAAGAAGACCCGACUAAGAAUCUGGACUAAUUACGUUCCCCCAGAAACAAACUCGAAGGCCAUUCAUGACCAGAACUUCACUGGAAAAGUCAUUGAAGUUGCAAGUGCAGAUUGUAUUGUUGUCGCUGAUGAUUCCUUGCCAUUUGGAGAUCCAAACGCAGAGCGAAGAAUCAAUCUCUCAAGUAUAAGGGGCCCUAAAAUGGGCAAUCCUCGUAGGGAUCAGAAACCCGAUCCUUAUGCCCGUGAUGCUAAGGAAUUUCUUAGAACACGCUUAAUUGGCCGUCAAGUGAAUGUUUCAAUGGAGUAUUCCAGAAAAGUUACCUUCGCAGAUGGAGCAGCAUCUGCUGCGGGCCCCGCAGAUUCAAGGGUGAUGGAUUUUGGAUCUGUUUUCCUUAUUCAUCCGCCUAAGGAUGGUGAAGAUGCUGCGGCAACUGGUGCAGCUGCCCAACAGACCGGGGCAAACAUUGCCGAGCUUUUAGUUGCUCGUGGUUUUGCAACUGUUGUUAGGCACCGAGAUUUCGAGGAGAGAUCAAAUUUCUACGACGCCCUCCUUUCUGCUGAAUCACGUGCAAUUUCUGGGAAGAAGGGCAUGCAUUCUGCCAAGGACCCACCUGUGAGACAUGUGACAGACCUUCUAACGGCUAAUGCGAAGAGAGCAAAAGACUUCUUACCGUCUCUGCAACGCAGUAGAAGGAUGCCAGCUGUUGUUGAAUACGUACUCAGCGGUCAUCGUUUUAAGAUUGAUAUUCCCAAGGCAACAUGCAGUGUUGCUUUCUCGUUAUCUGGUGUUAGAUGCCCAGGCCGUGGUGAACCUUAUUCUGAAGAAGCCAUCGCUUUUAUGAGGCGGAGAAUAAUGCAGAGGGAUGUUGAGAUUGAAGUCGAAACCGCUGAUAGAACUGGAACUUUCUUGGGAACCUUAUGGGACAACAAAACCAAUGUGGCUAUACCACUUUUGGAAGCCGGGUUGGCCAAGCUUCAAACUUUUGGCUUGGAUAGGAUCCAAGAUGCUCAUCUUCUUACUCAAGCUGAACAGUCGGCUAAACAGAAGAAGUUGAAGAUAUGGGAGAACUAUGUCGAGGGAGAGGAUGUCCCUAACGAUUCUGGUUCAACUGUUGAAAGAAGACAGAAAAAAGAGGAGUUGAAGGUUGUGGUUACCGAAGUGCUGGAAGGUGGAAAAUUUUACGUUCAGUCAGUAGCCGACCAGAAAGUGUCCGCUAUACAGAAGCAGCUUUCUUCUUUAAGCCUUCAAGACACUCCUUUAAUUGGUGCCUUCAAUCCCAAGAAGGGGGAUAUUGUUUUGGCUCAGUUCAGUGCAGAUAAAUCUUGGAACCGUGCAAUGAUUGUGAACACACCACGUGGUGUUGUGGAAUCUGGAAACGACAAGUUUGAGGUGUUUUACAUAGACUAUGGGAAUCAAGAAUUCGUUCCCUUCAGCGAACUUCGCCCCCUCGAAGCUUCGGUGUCAUCUGCACCCGGCCUUGCCCAGCUUUGCAGUCUAGCACACAUCAAGGUUCCUGGCUUGGAAGACGAUUAUGGACAGGAGGCAGCUUUUCGCCUGAGCGAACUCCUUUUAAGUUCUGCAAAAGAAUUUAAGGCUGUGAUUGAAGAGAAGGACACAUCAGCUGGCAAAGUCAAAGGACAAGGAACCGGGACCGUGUUUUUGGUCACUUUGAUCGAUACUGAAGCUGAGACAAGCAUCAAUGCAAUUCUGAUACAGGAGGGACUUGCUAGGUUGGAGAAAAGGCGAAGAUGGGAGCCUAAGGACAAGCAGCAAGCUUUGGAUGAGUUGACUGAAGUUGAAGAAGCAGCUAAGAAGGCGAGGCUUGGUAUGUGGGAGUACGGUGAUAUUGCUUCUGAUGACGAGGAUAACGGUCCUCCUGCAAGGAAACCCGCUGCUGGAAAACGGUAAUCAAGAAAAAAUAAAAAAAAAGACAGAACUUUGCUUUUAAUUCCAGCCUGUACCAUUACUAGGUAGUAACUUAUGGGCCCCACAUCGGUCCGAUUACGAGCCGGUCUUGAAAUCAACUACAGGUAGAGAUGUUUUAAUUAUAGAGAGCGAACUUUUAAAAGGCCGAUACUGUUUCGAUUUUUACUUGUAUCUUAUAAAAACUCGGCCAUAAGUUGGUUGUUUGUAGGUGAGGAAACAUUUUUGUUUUAUUUAUUUUACUUUUUUUUUUUUUAAAGUUGGAUCUUAAUAAGGCAGCUGCCUACAACUUUGUCUUGAACUUUUUGUUGUUUUAUCUAUUAGAAAAGAAUUUUUGUUUAA
Molecule: messenger RNA, 3596 nt
Organism: Erythranthe guttata (spotted monkey flower)
Lineage: Eukaryota; Viridiplantae; Streptophyta; Magnoliopsida; Lamiales; Phrymaceae
Product: ribonuclease TUDOR 1
Biological process (GO): mRNA catabolic process; regulatory ncRNA-mediated gene silencing
Cellular component (GO): RNAi effector complex; nucleus; cytosol
Molecular function (GO): nuclease activity; RNA binding
Source: RefSeq, a predicted model, not a curated record